UCUGAUGUACUUAGCGCUAAGUUAAUGUGAUGUGUGCGGGUAGUAGCCGUAUCAUGCGCAUGUCGCCAGUAAAAAAUUAAAAUCACUUGUUAAACCCGCAACAAAGGCAGCAUUCAACGGCGACCUCUAAGACUGAACGAGUGGGAAAGUAUUUAGUGUUCCGGGAGCGUAUCCUAAAUGUUGCCCUUAAACUUAGGAACUUUGUGAUCUACUCAACUAGAUAAAGAAAUAUUACCGUAAGCUUCUCUACGGUACUCUGAUUGGACGCGGUCGAUAUCGAUAAGCAAUAUAUCGGGCAAACGGCGCACACUGGAUCGGUAGCACGGAGUUAGUGAUUAGUUAGUUUGAGCGAAAAAUAAAAACCGGAACACAGUGAACCAUGCCUGCACAAAGUGGACGCCGUGAUGGAGCAGAGGCAGGCGAGCAGAAGGAUAACUCGGGCUACAUUGCACUAGGUGGCGUGGCCGUCGUUAUUCUGUACCUUGCCUUCGGCUAUGGAGCUCAGAUCCUCUGCAACGUGAUUGGAGUUGCGUAUCCCGCCUACAUCUCGAUGAAAGCCAUUGAAACCCGCACUAAAGAGGAUGACACCAAAUGGCUAACGUACUGGGUAACGUUCGGUGUGCUUUCGGUAUUUGAGCACUUUUCCUUCUUCCUGGUUCAGAUCAUCCCGUUCUACUGGUUGCUGAAGUGCUUGUUCCACAUAUGGUGUAUGGUACCGAUGGAAAACAACGGUUCCACCAUCAUGUACCAUAAGGUCAUUCAGCCAUACUUCAAGAAAUACGAAAAGGUUGCCGACAAUUUCAUCAGCGACACCACGGACAAGCUGAAGCAGACGGCUGGAGAAAUGAUCUCGAAAGUCAAAUCAACCUAACUUGCAUAUCUUGCACUACUCCCCAACAAAACACUCACAAACAAUCACACACUAAGCACACACAGAUACACACACACACACGCACACAAACACAUAUAGAUAUAAAGGACCCUCCCGACCUCUUCUAACAACCCCUCUCGAUGACGGACGAUCGAACUUUGCGACAUAAAUUAGGAAAAGAAAUCUGUUAGCAAAUGGACGUAGUUGGGGGUGUUUGAGAAAGACGAAAAAUUAUACAAGUCAUUCGCCAUCGUAAA
Messenger RNA from Anopheles funestus (African malaria mosquito), 1128 nucleotides. RefSeq names its product receptor expression-enhancing protein 5 (gene ReepB). The transcript is spliced from 4 exons. The coding region runs from base 380 to 871 and encodes 163 amino acids. NCBI's taxonomy places the organism in Eukaryota, Metazoa, Arthropoda, Insecta, Diptera, Culicidae. The record is from RefSeq and is a predicted model, not a curated record.